GGGCAGCAUGCUACUGAAGAAGCUGGUUGCUGCUCGGAAAAAGAGAGAGGAAGAAAGAGCGAGAAAGAGAGCAUUUCUAGAGAAUGGAGGGCUUGUAUUGGAGACUCUGGUUGCCUCUUGUAAUGGCAGGCCUAUUCCCAUCCGUACCUUCUCCUAUAAAGAGCUUCUCUUGGCAACCAACAACUUUGAUCCUCGCCUUAUUCUACAUAAUGACGGGUAUCGUCAAAUGUACAAGGGUUCUUUUGAAGGCCGAAUACUUUCCAUUAAGAUUCAUGAUAAAGAGUGGUCCAUUGAGAGGUUCGCAAUGGACCAUGCAUUAAAGGAUUUAGGUAUUUCUGCAAAGGCAAGCGCUCACAACAAUAUUCUGCAUCUCGCAGGAUGCUGUCUCGAAACUUCAAUUCCGGCUUUAGUGUUUGAAUAUACUCAAAAUGGAGUCCUUGCCGAUCAAAUACUUAUCUCUCGACGACAAGGUACGCCCAUGGUGUUACAGAGUAGGUUAAAGAUUGCAAGACAGAUUGCUCAUGCAAUUUCAUAUCUUCACACCGCAUUCUCUAGACCCAUCAUCCACAGAAAUAUAAAACCACAACAUAUCUUCUUAGAUCAGCAUGGUGUUCCCAAACUUACAGAUUUUUCCCAUUGCAUUUCCAUUCCCGAGGGCGAAACUUUUGUGGAAGAUGUCGUGAUAGGGACUUUGCAUUUGUUAUGCCCUUACUAUCGUUUGACAAAUAGGAUAACAGAGAAAACUGAUGUCUUUAGCUUCGGUAUGGUUCUAUUAGAGAUUUUAACUGGACAGAGUUCAUUUGAUCCAAAUCGAGUAGAUGGAGAUCAAUAUUUACCAAAUCGAGUAAGAAAUCGUGCUAUAAAUGAGAUUGUAGAUCCUGCAAUCUUAGCAGAGGAUGGAGGAGCUGGUUUAGAGCCACAAUUGCAAGCUGUCCUACGGCUUGCUCUCACAUGCAUAGAGGUCGAUCCAGAGAUAAGGCCGACGAUGGUGGAUGUUACAAAAGAACUUAGGCGGAUUGAGAGGUCUAUCGGAUGAUUAUUUUCUCAAUUGGCCCAUCUAAUUUCUUCUUUCUAUCAGGGGUCAAUUUAUAAGAUAUUUUGUAGUUGAUUUUAUUCUUGAUUUUGAGCCUCGUUUCCCUUGAAAUCUGAGUAUGUCUUCCAUUGAUAUCUUCAAUCAGUUCAA
Corylus avellana is the source of this 1183-nucleotide messenger RNA. The record is from RefSeq and is a predicted model, not a curated record. Lineage: Eukaryota; Viridiplantae; Streptophyta; Magnoliopsida; Fagales; Betulaceae.